This is a messenger RNA of Triticum dicoccoides, 4401 nucleotides long. Its product is annotated as putative disease resistance protein RGA4. The record is from RefSeq and is a predicted model, not a curated record. The transcript has 6 exons. Bases 1 to 4401 code for a protein of 1466 amino acids. Gene Ontology annotation, molecular function: ADP binding. NCBI's taxonomy places the organism in Eukaryota, Viridiplantae, Streptophyta, Magnoliopsida, Poales, Poaceae.
AUGAGCCUAUCUGCCAUUGGGAUCGUUGGUGCCAUCAAUGAAUGUGUCACUUUGUUUCAGUGGGCCAAAUCUGCCAUCUCAUCUCUGCACUCCCGAUGGAGUGGCUCACAGAAACAACGUCUUCAGGAUCAUGUCUUGCAACUAGAGAGUGGCCUACAACGAAUGAGGGAUACUCUUCCUGCAAUGUACGACCUCAUUAACAAAGCAGAGUGGAGAAGCCAUGAACAAUGUGUGGCCAAGCUCCUUCCGUGUCUUAAGGAUGCUGUGUAUGAGGCCGAAGACCUUCUUGAUGAGUUCACAUGGUAUGAGAAGAAGGUGCAAGUGGAGGGAAAUGCAAGCCAAUCUCCUUUCACUGACUUCUUUCAUACCGUCAUCGAAGGCAGCUUCGACAAAGUUAAUGAUGUCCAAUCGAGGUUGGACCAUCUUUCAAGUAUGCUGCAUAAUUUGGGGCUUCAUGGAAUUGCACAACGCUUUGACAAAUUAGUCAGGCCAGAGACCACGUCUUUACCAAAUGAAACAAAAAUAUUUGGUCGUGCCAAGGAGCUGAAGCAGGUAUUCGGAUUACUUGGUGUACCUACAGGCCCAAAACGUAAGAGAGCAACUAGUUCAAUCGAUGCAUCAACAUGCACAUCCACAAAAUCAAGAAUAUCGAGCCUUCCUGUUUUGGUGAUAGCUGGAAUUGGUGGUGUUGGAAAGACCACUUUGGCACAACAUGUCUGCAGCCAUCCACGAGUGAGGUCCCACUUUGAUUUGAUAAUUUGGAUUUGUGUCUCGGAUGACUUUGAUGUGAAGAGACUAACUAAAGAGGCCAUACAAUCAUGCACUAAAAAGGAGGGGGCAAAUGAUAAUUUGAAUUCUCUUCAACGUGCUCUCUCUAACCAUGUGAACAAUAAAAGGCUAUUGAUAGUCCUUGAUGACAUGUGGGAUGACUCCUUGAAGGAAAAUGGACAGUGUUGGACGAAGUUUUGUGCACCUUUUAGAAGUGUCCAGGAGGGAAGUAUGAUGUUGGUCACCACGAGAUGUCCAAAUGUUACCGAGGGGGUGCGCACAAUGGAGCAUGUUAUAGUUGAAGGUCUAAAGGAUGGCGUAUUUUGGAAUUUCUUCAAGUUAUGCGCUUUUGGAUCUGAGAGUUCCGACAAUGAUCCCGAGCUAGAGUGUAUUGGCCAAAGAAUACUUCCAAAAUUGAAGGGUUCUCCUUUGGCAGCCAAAACUCUAGGACGCAUGUUGAGCAUGGACCUUCAAGCAUCUCAUUGGAAUUCUAUAGUUGAGAGUGAACUAUGGGAGCUGAAACAAAAGGAAACCGAUAUUUUGCCUGCCCUUCGGUUGAGCUACAUGUAUUUACCAUUCUAUUUGAAACAAUGCUUUGCAUUCUGUGCUGUUUAUCCCAAAGAUUACAAAUUUGAGAAGGCAUGCUUAGCUGAAAUUUGGGUAGCAGAAGGCUUUGCGGAGCCUCAAGGUGGUGUUCCCAUUCAAGAUAUUUGCUAUCAGUAUUUUGAUGACCUUGUGGCGCGGUCCUUCUUCCAAAAGGUUAAUGGUCGAUAUGUUAUCCAUGACUUGCUGCAUGACAUGGCACAAAAAGUUGCAGAGCACGACUGCUUCAUCUUACGCAAUAAGAGUGACUUUGAUAAAGUUCCCCAGAAUGUUCGCCAUCUGCUAUAUAAUAUGCAGAUUUUAUAUGCCAAGAAAUGCAACCUACAAAGCUUACCCGCUGACUUUGAUAAGUUGACCAGUUUACAGAAAUUUGAGUUAAACGGACUAAGUAUUAAUUCAGCCUAUCAAGAGGGACGAGGAAUUAGGUCAAUAAAGAAUCUGAAUCAAAUUCGUGAAUACUUGUUGAUAGAUAAUGUUGGCAUCCUAAGUAAGGAUCAUGCAGCAGAAGCUGAACUGAAGAAUAAGAAAUGUCUUGAUAGGUUGGUAUUGAUUAUGCGAGUUGCUUUACGCCCUGCUGAGUUUUGUAUGCACAACAGUGAUAUAGAAGUGCUUGAAGGUCUGCAGCCUCCUAUCAGCCUCAAGCGUCUCUUUGUCCAGAAUUAUGUCGGUGUCUCGCUCCCAAGCUGCAUAUCAUUUCCGAUGAUCUCACAGAACAUAAACCUAAAUGAAAUACAUGCAAUUGGUACUUUCUUGUCCCUGACAGACCUAAGCAUUGCUAGUUGCGAAAAUUUAUCAAGCCUAGAAGAUUUUCUGCAUCCAGAUUAUGUACCAGCUAUCAAGGAAAUAAGAACUUACGGUUGCAAGAUGUUAGAAUCAAUACCAACUGAAGUGUUUGGGAAUUUUCAUUUCCUUGAAGAACUGUUUAUAGCCAAUUGUCCAAACAUCCGCCUCCAAAGUUUGGUUUCGCGGUCCCUCAAAAAGCUAUUUUUGCAUGAUUCCAGUCUGUUUUGCAAUAUCGAUUGCUGCUCCCUCACCUCUUUUGAUUUUCGAUCUGAGUCUGUCAUAUCCAUCCAAGUACAAACGUGGAGUCUUCCAGCUCUACGGAGGUUGAAAAUUCGCUGCAAUUCCAUAUCUACGGGCACUGGUCGUAUUAGACCAUUCUCGUCCCUUGCAGCCCUAGACGUUGAGUUAUAUGGUAAAUUGUCAACCCUUGAUGACCUCCUAACACAAGAAUACCUACCUGCUAUUGAGGAAAUUGACGUCAAAGGUUGUCCUGGGUUACUGUCCCUGCCAGCUGAAAGGUUUGUGGGUUUUCCUCAUCUGAAACAUCUGGUGGUUAUUAAUUGCCCAAGUCUUAACUGGCAAAGGGGGCUGGUAUUGCCAUCAUAUCUCCAAAGGCUAAGCUUAAGGAGCUACGGGGAUAUCUCUCCAUAUGUUCCCAGCUGCCUACAGAACCUCACAUCCCUCAUCUCUCUGAGCAUCGGUGGGUGCCAGGGUAUAACAUCCAUUCCAGGUGACAUUUGGAGCGGUAAUCUUGCAUCACUUGAGGAACUUAGGAUUUGGGAAUGUCCAAACCUAGUUUCAUUUGGUGGAGCAGAGGCAGUUGCAUACAUAAAGAAGGUUCAGAUAUACAAAUGUCCAAAGUUAAAGGAAGCAGAUCAGAUCGGACAUUCAGAAGAUGGAGAUGAGAAGUGCCACCCUAUGCUUCCUCAUCAUACUUGUGUUACUUGGAAGUUCUACUCACGCAGGCCGUGUGAUGGUGAGGUACUCAAGAGCCCCAACAAGGCUUCGGUACUCUGUAGCAUCAUCAGCAAAGAGGGGAUUCCCAUCAGGAGCAGAAAUAGGCACAGUGGAGGACAUUGGAGUAGUAGCAGCUUUGCACUCCAACAUGCCAGCACGCCGCAGGAGAUCCUGAGAGUACUUCUGCUGAGAAAGAGCAAGACCAUCAUGUGGAUACGUGACCUCCAGACCAAGAAAGUAAUGAAGUUUGCCCAGAUCCUUGACAGCAAAAUCAGAACUGAGAGCCAGAACCAAACGAUCAGUCGCCGCAACAGAGGAGCUGACAAGGAUGAUAUCAUCAACAUAGACCAGAAUGGGUGGCUCGUCAUCGCUGACGACCGGGCCCGACUGUGCCUUGUCAACCCGGUCACCGGUGAGUGGCGCGCACUCCCGGCCAUCGACAACAUCCCCUGCCUCGACGCCCACUGUGGGCGCCGCUACUUCACCUUCUAUAUGAUGUGGUUCCUUAGGGGGCCGCUCCCUCUACCGCAAGGUUGUCCUCUCCGACUCCGCCGCCGUCACCAUGCUAAUCACAGGGCCGGAUUACGGUGUUGUGGCCGUCGCCCGCGGGGAGCCACCCGCAGCAGGAGGAGCCCGCAGCAGGAUGUGCCGCACUGCCGCUACAUGCAUGCUGAAGACCAUCCGAAGACCAGGUUGACUCAACAAUCAACAUCCGCCACAGCGGAGGCCGGGACGUGGAGGCUGCGGCACUGGUGCAACGCCAUCGAGGACGCCGUCCACCAUGAGGGCAGGUUCUACUCGAUCACAUGCUCCGGCCAAGUGGAGGCAUGGGAGGAGCACGACGCCGAUGCCCCUGGUCUGUUCGCGAGCGCGGUGAUCGCACCGAGGCUGCUGCUACCGGCCGACUCGGACCACCGCAAGUACGUCAUGGCAGCCCUGGGUGGACAGCUCAUGGUCGUGCUCAAGGAGACCACAGGUGGGCGGACAUCGCCGUCCUUCAAGGUGCAGGUCCUUGACUCCGGCGGCGAGGAGUGGAAGGUGACAGACGACAUCGUCGAAGCGGCGCUGUUCGUCUUGGGGAACAGUUCCCUCUGCGUGUCCACGAGGAAGCACCCGGAGCUCAGGGCCAGCUGCGUCUACUACACCGAGGAUGAUCAGGAUGCUCGCGACCGCUACUACAAUUGCAUCGAGAUGUUCAGCCUCAAGGAUGGCAGCCGGGAGAAGGUCGAGGGCCUUUGGCGGUCCUGUAGCUGGCUACCGCCGACGUGGUUCACGCCUUUCAUUCCAUGA